Messenger RNA from Styela clava, 3482 nucleotides. RefSeq lists its product as uncharacterized. The record is from RefSeq and is a predicted model, not a curated record. Lineage: Eukaryota; Metazoa; Chordata; Ascidiacea; Stolidobranchia; Styelidae. Gene Ontology annotation, biological process: monoatomic cation transmembrane transport. Gene Ontology annotation, cellular component: plasma membrane; intracellular cyclic nucleotide activated cation channel complex. Gene Ontology annotation, molecular function: protein-containing complex binding; intracellularly cAMP-activated cation channel activity; intracellularly cGMP-activated cation channel activity.
UUAUGUCUAGUCCUAAUUUUAGAUUAGUCAGUCACGGUUCACGCAAAUUUCAAUAUAAGUUGAUAAGUCAAGCCAACAAAAUUUUAUUUAGUAGUAUUUGGCAACUUCUAAACGACUAUAAAAAUGUUGAGGUUUUUCAUCCAAAUUUUCAAUGCUUUCAAUCACAUUUUUUGUGAAAUAUCAAAAGAAUUUUAUGUGGGGGAUGUCAUAUGCAUAUUAUUGAUGAUAAUAUUUCGUGCUAGCGUUUCAUACUUUCAAUAUGUCCUUAUUUUAUUGUAUAUUUAUAAUCUCAGUAAGUCAAAAUGAAUUUUACAAUACAAUACUAAAAUUGAGUAAGUUAGGAUUUGGCAAUAUAUGUUCCAAGCGUACCGUACCAGUGUGUGUUAUAGCGAUAUCUCGCAAUGUAUAUUUAACUUAUCCUAAUUUUGUUUUCACAACAUUGGCGGCGUUUUCAGUGAUUUUUCUGCAUCCAUGUAGACUUGUACUUAGUGAUUUGCAUCAACCGCAGGAAGAUCGAACGAACUUCGAGUACGGACAAGUCACGCAACGUUAUGUCGCUCAGCAGCCGCAGCGAAAACGCGGCAACUCAGCCCAACGCCGGGGAUUGGGAUGUACUUUCUUUGCAUUCAGAUGAGGACGAACUUGAAAGAAAUUCUCAUUUAAAUGUUGGCAAGAGAGCUUCUGCUUCUUUUGAUAAAGAUAGUCAGGGUCAUAAGUCACCCAGAAAAUCUGGUAGAGACUCAGACCGCUCAUUUUCACGUAAAGUAUGGAAGGUUUUUAGAACUCAAAAUUCAACUCCACCUGGUGGAAAAGUUUCUCCACAAAACGAUGAGAAUGAACGAGGGGGUCCGAGCCCUGUGAGGAAAGCAUUUUCUCGGAAUCGAAGUGAUGAAAUAGCCAUGAAAGCAUUUCCAGAUCAUAGGGACAAGGUCACACCUUUAUCAGAACACAAAACAGCUUCUAUAAAAUCAAAUGAAUAUAACACGACACACUACUCGAAUCCCGCAUAUAUCCCAUCCAGAGAAGACGAAGAUUACAAUAGUGUACGUGGAAGCAAACGACGGUCUUAUGAAGCCCCAAUAUAUUCGGUAAACUCGGCUGGACGUCCGAUUCCUAUUACAAUUGAGGAAUCAGAAAACGAAGAUGAAGACACGGACUAUGAUACUUCACCCGAAACCGCUGAUUCGGAUGAUUCUCCGAUGCCAACAGCGUCCAAAAUAUUUUUGCGAUCGGGUUUUUGCUGCUGCAAUGAAGACAAUGACACAACUUUUACCGAAGCUGCUAAAGGGAAACUAGCUACCUGGUGGAGGCGAACAUACAAACCAGAUUCUAACGGAAUAUUCUUAUGGCUAUGCGUUGUUACAACAGCAUUCUUAUAUAAUAUCUGGACUAUACCACUACGAGCAACUUAUUUAUCAGAAAUACAAUCAUCAUGGAAAGAUAUCUGGUUUACAUUUGAUGCACUGUGUGAUCUUAUUUUUGUUGUUGAUAUUUUCAUCAAGUUCCGAACAUGUUAUAUAAAAAGCGGAGUUUUUGUAUCUGAUUUGCAGCAAUUGAAUCGUCAUCAUCGUAAAGAAUGGACACUUUUUCUUGAUAUUCUUGCAAUACUUCCUACAGAUUUAUUAUUCAUUCACAGCAUAAAUCCAUACUUUCGUCUGAAUCGACUAUUUAAAAUAUAUAGAGUAUUCACUUUUUAUCAAUGUGGGGAGUUGAGCACGUGGAUGCCAAACUUAUGGAGAACACUCAAUUUAUUCCACGUAUUUCUUGUGGUUAUUCAUUACAAUGCCUGCUUUUAUUACGCAUUGUCGGAAUCAAAUGGGUUUGGUACCACACUGACAAGUUGGCCGUACCCUGACCCAACGUACUUUCCAGAAUAUGCCACAAUGUAUCGCAAAUAUACAUAUUCUUUCUAUUGGUGUAUGGUUGGGCUUGGAAUUGUAAACGAUCGAUACUUUCCGGAAACCAAUUGGCAAUUCGUAUUUUCAAUCUACUUACAUCUGUUGGGAAUGCUUUUUUUGGCAAUCUUUAUUGGUUUUAUUACCGUACUGUUAUUCGGAAAAACUUCUCCAAAGUUUGAGUUUGAAAAGAUAAUGCUGGACACAAGAGAAUAUAUGAAACAACGAAAACUUCCCAGGGAAUUGCAAACUAGAGUUCUACGUUUUUAUCAGUAUUCAUGGGUGAAUCAACAAUUUCCGCAUUUGGACGAGGGAAAUAUGCUACGAUAUCUUCCGGUGUCCGUUCGUCAGGAAAUAGAAUUACAUUCCAACCUAACAGCUUUGAAACAGAUUCCUAGUUUGGCGCGAUGCGAUUCUAACAUCCUUCGAGAUCUGGUGAUGAGGCUGAAGAGAUGCAUGUACUUACCUGGACAAUUUGUUUAUAAAUGUGGGGAGGUUGGCACUGAGAUGUAUAUUGUCGGCGAAGGGAUAUUACAAGUUGUCAGGGAAACGGAUCCUGUAAUAUAUUCACUCAGAGAAGGCGACGUUUUUGGAGAAAUUGAUUUAUUCAACGCGUCGACUAAAAGACGAACGGCCGACGUGGUUUCGUAUGGUUACUCCGAACUGUAUGUAUUGUCAAGCGAAGACGUGAUGGAAACCCUAAAAAAGUAUCCAAAAUUUAUGAACUUGGUGCAUCAGCAAGAAAAGCGCCAGAGAAGCAACAUGAAAGAAUACAGAGCAUAUGGAGGGAAAUAUCAAGCUUUAUCAACAGCAAGUAUUCGAAGCCAAGCUGAUUCAAAAAUUUCUGCAUCAAAAGUUCAUUUUCACAUGAACGGCGGUGUUCGUCGAUCAGCUUCUUUACCAGGGAGCAGUCCUGAUAGUGGAAUACCGUCAACUCCAAGCAUGGGACCUUCCUACACCAGUGAAUCGCCUUCGAAUUUGAAUCCACAACAAGAAACACUGAAAUCAGAACUGACAGAUAAGAUAACAUCGCUGUACCAGGACCACAUGAAAUCACUCAAGGCAUCCUUGGAUGGAGUUUGGUACCAAGAGAUAUCGUACCUGCACCAGAGGCUAGACGACACAGAACAAGAGCGAGACGUAAAAGCGCGGGAAAUUACUCAUCUUCGUCGCCAACUAACGAAAGGUAUUGCACAAGAUAUUGCUGUCAAAAAACAGGUGAAUGAACAAAUUGUGAUUCAGGAAGAAUCCACGCUCACAGAGUCAAUGCCUACGGAUAAUAACAAUUCUGUCGAACAAUCAGUAAAAGCAGGUACUCAAAAACAUGGUGAUGAUGCAAUGCGUGUUGUUGACGAAGAGAAAUCUACGUCGCCACAGAAAGUAAUUCGAUCUGUGAAAAGAAUGGCCAGCGCUUUCGAGGCAGGGGUUCAACCUUUUGGGUCUGUAUCGUCAGUUGAUGACAGCUGAAACUGAAAGCCAGAAACUGGAUACAUUUUGUUUCUUCUGCCUGCGAUGAAAACAGAUAUGCUUACGGCAGAAAGCAUAAAACAAUCAAUAAUAUUUUCAAAUUUUCAUAUAAUAUUGCAU